AUGUUCUUUGAUAGGUCUAUCAUCGCGUCGCAUCAUCAACAACAGCAUCAUCGUCCAACAUCGAAACACGUGGGAUUCGACAACGACGAAGAUGAUGAUUUUAAUCGUAUUCUAACAAAUUCUUCUGAAUCAACAAAUAAAAAAACAUUAAAGCGUAAAAAUAAAGAAUCUGACAGCAGUUCUCUUUCUGUUUCAUCAGAUACUGAACAUGAAGGAGAUCGAUGGUCAAAGAAUAAAGAGAAUUUAAUCAAAAAAAAUCUUGAUUUAUCAAAAUCAUGUAAUGAAUGUAAAAAUUCGGCUAAAGAAAUUGAUUUUCUUAAAGAACGUGGAUCAAAAUUAGAAAAAGUUUAUAAUGUUAUAAAGAAAAAUUCAAUCUUUGAUCAAAAGAAAAUAAUCAGCGGCUUAUGUUUUGUUUAA
Rotaria sordida is the source of this 417-nucleotide messenger RNA. The record is from the annotation of a GenBank genome assembly. Lineage: Eukaryota; Metazoa; Rotifera; Eurotatoria; Philodinida; Philodinidae.